AUGGCCCUGGCCAACCUCACGACGGCCCCAGAAUUCCUCCUCCUCGGCCUGGUGGAUGGAACAGACAUCCACCCGCUGCUCUUCCUGCUCUUCCUCGGCGUCUACCUGCUCAAUGCCCUGGGCAACCUGGCCAUGGUGGUGGUGGUGAGGUCGGAUGGGGCCCUCCGCUCCCCCAUGUACUAUUUCCUGGGUCACCUGAGCCUCGUGGACGUCUGCUUUACCACUGUCACGGUCCCCAGACUGCUGGCCGGCUUGCUCCACCCGCGCCAGGCCGUGUCCUUCCAGGGAUGCUUUUCCCAGAUGUACUUCUUCGUGGCUCUGGGCAUCACCGAGAGCUACCUGCUGGCAGCCAUGUCCUACGACCGCGCGGUGGCCAUCUGCCGCCCCCUGCACUACUGCGCGGUCAUGACGCCCGGGCGCUGCGCGGCGCUGGUGACCACGUCCUGGGCGGUGGCCCACCUGCACUCGCUGCUGCACACGCUGCUCAUCUCGGCGCUUUCCUACCCGUGCCCCGCCCCUGUGCGCCACUUCUUCUGUGACAUGACGGUGAUGCUGAGCUUGGCGACCUCGGACACGGCGACCGCGGAGGCUGCCAUCUUCUCUGAGGGCCUGGCCGUGGUGCUCACCCCGCUGCUCCUCGUGUCGCUGUCCUACACGCGCAUCCUCGUCGCGGUGCUGGGAGUACGGGCGGCCGGGGGCCGGCGCCGCGCCUUCGCCACCUGCGGGGCCCACCUGGUGGUGGUGUCGCUUUUCUUCGGCUCUGUCCUCUCCGUCUAUUUCCGGCCGUCCUCCGCCUACUCAGCCCUCUAUGACCGCCUGGCCAGCGUGGUCUAUGCUGUGCUCACACCGACCUUGAACCCUUUCAUCUACAGCCUUCGCAACAAGGAGGUCAAGGGCGCCCUGAAAAGGGGGCUCAGAUGGAGGGCUGCACCCCAAGAGGUGUGAGGGAACGUCCUGGUUCACUGGCAUUUCAAUGAUAAGAAAGAUUACAAAAGAACACGCCCCUCUUUUUCUAGCUUCCCAAAGCACUAGCAAUAUUGGUCCUGUAGCAUCUUAUUUCUGGUUAAAUUAAAAAUCA
Molecule: messenger RNA, 1078 nt
Organism: Panthera uncia (snow leopard)
Lineage: Eukaryota; Metazoa; Chordata; Mammalia; Carnivora; Felidae
Gene: OR1R1
Product: olfactory receptor 1L6
Exons: 1
Coding region: 1-945 (314 amino acids)
Biological process (GO): G protein-coupled receptor signaling pathway
Cellular component (GO): membrane
Molecular function (GO): olfactory receptor activity; G protein-coupled receptor activity
Source: RefSeq, a predicted model, not a curated record